Molecule: messenger RNA, 1158 nt
Organism: Mycena indigotica
Lineage: Eukaryota; Fungi; Basidiomycota; Agaricomycetes; Agaricales; Mycenaceae
Exons: 4
Coding region: 1-1158 (385 amino acids)
Source: RefSeq, a predicted model, not a curated record
AUGAAAGACAAGCUAGACACGCGCACGCUCCGGCCUCGGCGCCCGCUGGCAAAGAAAGCGGCGGCGGCAUCGUCCAAUGCAGUCCCAGACGACGAUGGCCCCGGGCGGCGAGGCACGCGCUGCCAGCUGGCACGGCCCGACCGUGCCAAAGCGCGCUUCCUGUACCACCAGUGCGACCUUGGCAUGCACGACAUUGCGCUAGUUCUCAAGUCAACGGAGGGGGUGGUGGGUGGGGCGGUGCGGAACCGCUACAAGGUACCGGACAAUGAGCUGGACGACGAGCUAUACUUGGACGAGGCGUUCAAGCGGACUUACCUGCACUUCAAGGACGAUGUGGAGGUGCUGCCUGGGGUCGAGGGCGGGGAAGGGCAUUCACGCAUGCGGCGCUUCAGCGACAGUCCUCUGUCAGAAUACAAUUACGACCUUCCUGACUUUGACUAUGGCGAUAAAACACUUGUUCGGAAAAGUUCGCCCGAAGCACCCUCUAAGUCGGCAGGCAGCCCUAUGAGUGACUCGCAUGCACCAUCUUCCCCACCAUCCCACUUCUUUGGCGCACUCGAUGACCCACUGCCACGUAGUACGAGUCCCCUCUUCAGCCCGUUGCCUUCGCCAGACCCUCCCGAUGCUCUUGUCGAAUUUCUUGCACAUGAUAUCUCGCCGCACCUCUCACUUCUUCACCAUUGCGGCCUUUUCCGGCUGGUUGGAAUCAGCAUGCCCGAGUUGACGGCGAUGGCGGCGUGGACGCGUGCCGAGGUAGUCGAAACGCUCGACAGGCUUCUCACCACCUGGCCCAUUCCCGAAAGCCACCCCGUCCCCAUCGCUCAUGACGGCUUGACGGCGUUCGAGCGCAUCGCACUGGCCAACGCUGUGGGUACCAUUCCCGUCGACGAGCCGGAUGCAUUGGCACCGGUGAUGCCUCAGACGAUUGAAGACUUCAUCGAGCGACCAAUGCCUGGUCUUCCUGCGGGCGUGUCGCUGCAGCACCACCACGACUUGAUUUUCCUCACGGGCUUGAAGACAGUUGAUGAGUUGUCAACCAUGGCGGGUUGGACAGAUACACGGGUGCGGGAUGCGCUGGCGACGAUGUACUGGGGGUCGAUGAGUCCGUUUGAGCUCGUGCUAUUCGAGCUGGGGGUGAGGAGGUUGCGCCAGGCGUAA